AAGGUCUUAAAAGGUCUUAAAUUUGAUAUUAUGAUAUUGGCAGAGACCCUGUUAAACCAAUAAUGAUUGUCUUUCUUUCUUGCUUUUCUAGGGCUUGCGGUCAUUCUUGAUGAGGAGGAAGAUGCUCUCUUCAGGGCUAGCCCGGCUGUCAAAGUGCCUGACACCGCCUCACAGACUCCAACUCCUGCUGAUAUUUCCACUGGCCCUCAGACUGGCACAGUUUCAGAGAUCAAUGUUCCCUCUGAGACUGCCACUGAGGAAACCAUUGCUGUUGAAGUCAGCAUCACCCCGGAACCAACCCCUGCCUCUCAAACUGGCUCUUCUUCAAAGACUGAUGAUUCUUCUGAGGAAUCGACUGCCGUUGAGAGCAGCACCACCGGUGAAGCCAACACUGCCACUCAAACUGGCUCUUCCUCAGAGACUAAAGAUACUUGUGUCACAGUAUCGGAGGAAUCGACUGCCGUUGAGAGCAGCAACACCGGUGAAACUACCAAAGAUUCUCAGACUGGCUCUGUGUCAGAGACCGACAUGUCUGAGACUGUGACUGAGGAAACAACAACCAGCUCUGCCUCUUCUUCAGAGACUGAAGAUACUUGUGUCACAGUCACUGAGGAAUCGACUGCUAGUGAGAGCAGAACCACCGGUGAAGCCAACACUGCCUCUCAAACUGCCUCUUCCUCAAAGACUGAAGAUACUUCUGUCACAGUCACUGAGGAAUCGACUGCCAGUGAGAGCAGAACCACCGGUGAACCCCACAGUGCUUCUCAGACUGGCACUGACUCAGAGACCAAUGCUCCCUCUGAGACUGUCACUGAGGAAACCACUGCUGGAGAGAGCAGCACCACAUCUGAAGACACCACUGCCUCUCAAACUGGCACAGUCUCAGAGACUGACGAUACUUCUGUCGCAGUCACUGAGGAAUCCACCGCCAAUGAGAGCAGCACCAUCGAUGAAACUACCAGUGAAUCUCAGACUGACACUCUCUCAGACAGCGAUGUUACCUUUCAGACAGUCAUUGAGACAGCCACUGACCAAGAUGCCACCAACAACGGUUAUGAAGUCGACAAUAUUUUGGACAUAGUAAAUACCGUUGAUUUGUUAUCUGAAGAGAGACUAUUGUGACGACCCCUUGUGGUCGUUUGUGGCUGGGGUGUGGGUGUCGGUCUGUGCAUCUGUGUGUGUGUGUGUGUUGCAGGUCCAGCUGAUUGCGCUGGGAUUGAGAACACCGGUUUGUGAUUGAGUUGCUCUGCUAUAAAUAGCGUGUUCGUUUCAGACGAGGAGAGGCUGCACGUGGAAUCUGGUCACUUACCUUUCGGCUGGGAUCGGUUUUGGACCUGAUGGGCUAGCAACAUGACCUUUGAUAAUAGUAAAUAAAUAUAUUUUUGUACCGCAAUUGUACUCGACUUCUCCUUAUUUGUGGUGACCGGUUUAGGUCAUAACAAAUGGCUCGUCUAAAACAUUUUUCUUAGACUGGUUAAAUUUGGUAUUGUUUGUAUAAUUUUUGUUAUUGUUUUGGAUUUUGUUAAAUUUGUUUUGGUUAAUUGGUUAUGAUGAUAAAACUGAAAUUUGAUUUAUUAUUGGGAGAAUCGAGUGCAAUUGUAUUGAAAGAAUAGACUUAUUUUGUGUAAUUCCAUGCACAGCUGGUUGACAUUUCAAAUAGCCCUGUGAAUUAAUUUCGUUGUUAGGAUUAAGUGAUAUGUCUCUUGGGACAUGUCAAUUUUUUUUUUUUAGUUUGUUAUUUUUGAGCAGAUCGGUGGUUAGAGCUAUGUCUCGGGAGCACGCCGAGGUGUGAGAGAAUCGCCAAUAUAAUUGGUUGUUGUUCUCAGCCUGCGGUAUUUGGUGCAUAAAAA
Messenger RNA from Danio rerio (zebrafish), 1850 nucleotides. NCBI's taxonomy places the organism in Eukaryota, Metazoa, Chordata, Actinopteri, Cypriniformes, Danionidae. The record is from RefSeq and is a predicted model, not a curated record.